GCAGCUGAGAUAUCGCGAGACUUGUCAAAAGAAAGCCUUUGGUUUCCUUCCUCGCAGUGAUUGGUCCAUCGUCACUGUUAGAGCGAGCCGAUUGGUUUGCUCGAUGUAAACAGCGACCGAAGCUACUCGGUGGUUCCGGUAAAAACACGUUUUAGAACCGUAAAGUUGGUUCUUUUACAGUAAUUCAGCGGCGCGUUCCGGUUCUGCAGGUUGAUUUCGCGAGCACAUCCGGUGGCGGGAGCAGUUUGAAAUGGGUGUUUAAAGCGGGUUAAUUGGUUUGCUAGCAGGGCAGCUAACAGGGCAGCUAGCUGGGAAGCUAACAGGGCAGCUAGUUGGGCAGGUAACGGGACAGCUAACAGGGCAGCUAACUGGGCAGCUAGCUGGGCAGCUAGCUGGGCAGCUAGCUGGGUAGCUAGCUGGGCAGCUAGCUGGGCCCUUUUGUUCACCACGCAGCAGUCGGAGGGCAAUGCCCAACCUCGACCCGACUCCAGGUGAGGUGGGCGGAGCCCCGGCGGCCCACCUGCAGUGCCCCCUCUGCGGCCACUUCUCCAAGAGCCACGUCCACCAGCUCACCCACGUGGCAGCGGCCCACCCUGCCCGCCUGGAGGGCGUGGCCGUCGGUCGCCUAGGCAACAUCGUGAUGUACCAAAGCAGUGCGAGGCUGUUCCACUGCGCAGACUGCUUCUUCACCUGCAGAGACUUCCCCAAACUCUACAAGCACCUCAUCUCCAGGCACUGUGAGGACCGGGGGGGAGGGGGGCAGCCGGGGGAGGCAGACGCUGCAGGGAGGGAGAGGAGCAGUGAGAAGGAGGUGUCCCCCACCCAGAAGGAGCGCGAUGAGGAGGUGCCCCCCACCCAGAAGGAGCACGAUGAGGAGGUGCCCCCCACCCAGAAGGAGCGCGAUGAGGAAGUGCCCCCCACCCAGAAGGAGCACGAUGAGGAGGUGCCCCCCACCCAGAAGGAGCGCGAUGAGGAGGUGCCCCCCACCCAGAAGGAGCGCGAUGAGGAGGUGCCCCCCACCCAGAAGGAGCGCGAUGAGGAGGUGCCCCUCACCCAGAAGGAGCACGAUGAGGAGGUGCCCCCCACCCAGAAGGAGCGCGAUGGGGAGGUGCUGAUGUUCGAUGGCCUGGGCUUCCACUGUCUGAUCUGCGGCUGGAUGAGCAAGCUGAAAGCUCUGGGAGUGAACCACGCAGUGAGGAAGCACAACAUCCCCAAAGCCUACGCCUCCCAGGCCAUCAGGCCCACCGAGGAGGUGGAGGGGGCGGUGGGGCUUAGCGGCGAGCAGCUAAAGCAAGAGAUGGAGGCCACAGCCAAGGUGGUGCGCUUUAUCUCAAACCGCUUUGUGUGUCUGAUCUGUGGCUGGAAGACCAAACUGAAAGGCUUCGCCAUCAACCACGUGGUGCGCUGCCACGACGUGGAGCGGCCCUACGCCUGCCAGCGCUGCGCACGCCGCUUCUUCCUGCCCAGCCGGCUGCAGCAGCACGUCAGGGCGGAGCACCGGCCCGGCCGCUACGCCUGCCCCUUCUGCUGCUUCAGGUCACACUUCCUGGGGGGGUUCAGGAGGCACUGCAGCCGCUGCAACGCCAGAGAGGAGAACGGAGGGAGAUUGGGGCCCGGAGGGGGGCGGCUGGGGGGUGAGGAAGAGGAGAACGAAGACGAGGAGGAGGAGAGAAAGGAGAGGAAGAGGAGGAGAACUGAGAGUGGGAUGGAGAAGGAAGAGGAGGAUGAUGAUAACUGAAGGAAGUGGCAUGAAUAAAAGACCUGAUUGGUUAAUGCGGUUAUUCAAGGCCUCCCUCUUUUAAAAUGGCUUUAUUGUGAAAGGAAAAGUGGUUGCUCAAAAUGUUACGUUGGUGGGGACUUUUAUUGUAAAAAGAAAAAACCCUUCCUCAAAAGCAGGGUUGUAAGAAUUAUGCUUCGCUUAUAAAAAAGGAGGGGCUUUUAUUUUGUAGUAAAAAUGUUGUUUAAGAGGUCCUAUCCAGGAGGCAUUUAUUGUGAAAUUUUAUUUAUUGGUCGCCCGACCACAGGACAGUAAACACCAG
Messenger RNA from Pungitius pungitius (ninespine stickleback), 2039 nucleotides. Its product is annotated as chromosome alignment-maintaining phosphoprotein 1-like. The coding region runs from base 467 to 1738 and encodes 423 amino acids. Gene Ontology annotation, biological process: attachment of mitotic spindle microtubules to kinetochore. The record is from RefSeq and is a predicted model, not a curated record. The transcript is spliced from 3 exons. Lineage: Eukaryota; Metazoa; Chordata; Actinopteri; Perciformes; Gasterosteidae.